AUGGAGAUCCAAUUCAGCUGUGAAUCUCAAGAACACCACAUUCUGUCAGGUGAGGAGCAGUGCAUUGCAUUUUAUUUCCGUGACACCAGUAUUCUCCACCUCUACACCUUCUCUGAUGGUGAGACACAGCUCAAGGUUGGAGAGCCGGCUUCAGAGGAUGAAGUGACAGGAAUCAUUGAAACAUUGACUGAAGAAUGGAGCAGCCUCACAGAGGGUGUUCUCCAGAAUUCCAAAGGCAACGAAUUCUGUGAAUUGGAGGAUGAACUGAAUCACCAGAACCUCUUAAAAAGAAGACAGUAUGUCUGUGAUGAAUGUGGCCAAAGCUUUGCUUGGAAUACAGGUCUUAUUAGGCACCAAAGAACUCACUGGGAGAAGCCUUAUGAAUGUGAUGAGUGCGGAAAAGCCUUUCGUGUGAGCUCAGCCCUAGUUCUGCACCAGAGAAUCCAUACUGGAGAGAAACCCUAUCCUUGUAACUGGUGUAUUAAAAGCUUCAGUCGGAGCUCAGACCUUAUUAAACAUCAAAGAGUCCACACGGGUGAAAAACCCUACAAAUGUGAUGUUUGUGGGAAAGCCUUCAGCCAGAGCUCGGAUCUUAUUAUUCACCAGAGAAUCCACACAGGCGAAAAACCCUAUCAGUGCAGUCACUGUAGGAAAAGUUUCAGCCAGCGCUCAGACAUGGUUAAACAUCAGAGAAUCCACACCGGGGAGAAGCCCUAUAUGUGUAACCAGUGUAACAAACAUUUCAGUCAGAGCUCUGAUCUUAUAAAACAUCAAAGAAUCCACACUGGGGAGAAACCGUAUAAGUGUGAUGUUUGUGGGAAAGCCUUCAGACAGAGCUCAGAUCUCAUUCUGCAUCAGAGAAUCCACACUGGGGAGAAGCCAUAUCCAUGUGCUCAGUGUAACAAAAGCUUUAGUCAGAAUUCAGACCUUAUUAAACACAGAAGGGUUCACACUGGAGAGAAGCCGUACAAAUGCAGUGAGUGCGGGAAGGCCUUUAACCAGAGCUCAGUCCUUAUUCUGCAUCAAAGAAUUCAUACUGGAGAGAAACCCUAUCCAUGUAAUCACUGUGUCAAAACCUUCAGUAGGCUUUCAGAUCUUAUUAAUCAUCAGCGAAUUCACACUGGAGAGAAGCCUUUCCCAUGUAGUCAGUGCAGCAAAAUGUUUAGUAGAAGGUCAGAUCUUGUUAAACAUUAUAGAAUCCAUACUGGUGAGAAGCCCUAUGAAUGUGAUGAAUGUGGUAAAACCUUUAGUCAGAGUUCCAACCUUAUUCUCCACCAGAGAAUUCACACUGGAGAGAAACCCUAUCCUUGCAGCGGGUGUUCUAAAAGUUUUAGUCGCCGUUCAGAUCUCAUAAAACAUCAAAGAAUACAUACUGGAGAAAAACCAUAUAUGUGCAAUCUGUGCAAUAAAAGUUUUAGUCAAAGUUCAGACCUCACUAAGCAUCAGAGAAUACAUUCCGGUGAAAAGCCCUACCACUGUGACAGUUGUGACAAAGCCUUUAGUCAGAGUUCUGAUCUUAUCCUUCACCAUAGAGUCCACACGGGAGAAAAACCAUAUGCAUGCUCACAGUGCCCCAGAAGUUUCAGUCAGAAUUCAGACCUUAUUAAACACCAGAGAGUCCACACCGGAGAGAAACCAUACAAGUGUAACGUGUGUGGGAAGGCUUUCAGUCAGUGCUCAGCUCUUACCCUUCAUCAGAGAAUGCACACUGGAGAAAACCCAUACUCAUGUGCUCAAUGUGCCAAAAGCUUUAGUAGGCACUCUGAUCUCACUAACCACCAGAGAAUCCACAUUGGUGAAAAACUACAAAUAUGAUAGCUGUGGGAAACCCUUCAUCACUGUGACCAAUCUUACUGAACAUCAGGGGAUGCUCAUAGAAGAGAAGCUCUACCCUCAGGUUCAGGGUAGCAGACAUUUUAACAAACAUGACCUUGGUGACUUUAAGAAAACCCAUUCUAGCCAGGUGGAAAUGGUGCAUGCCUUUAAUCUCAGCACUCGAAAGGCAAAGGCAGAUGGAUCUCUGACUUUGAGGCUAGCCUGGUCUACAGAGUGAGCUUCAGGACAGCAAGGGCUACAUAGAGAAACCCUGCUUCAGGGGAGGAAAAGAAGGAAGGAAGGAAAGAAGGAAGGAAGGAAGGAAGGAAAGGAAAGGAAAG
This is a messenger RNA of Phodopus roborovskii (desert hamster), 2156 nucleotides long. Its product is annotated as zinc finger protein 271. Gene Ontology annotation, molecular function: RNA polymerase II cis-regulatory region sequence-specific DNA binding; DNA-binding transcription factor activity, RNA polymerase II-specific. The record is from RefSeq and is a predicted model, not a curated record. Bases 1 to 1815 code for a protein of 604 amino acids. Gene Ontology annotation, biological process: regulation of transcription by RNA polymerase II. NCBI's taxonomy places the organism in Eukaryota, Metazoa, Chordata, Mammalia, Rodentia, Cricetidae. The transcript is spliced from 2 exons.